AUGGACAGGACAACAGUUGUCCCGAGUCCGGCCUCCACCUACUGCUCCUUUAUGGGUGGCUCCCAGCACUCCCCAUUGCGGCGAUCACAGCGCCUCAUCGACAAGGAAAACCGGGAUCUGCAGAAGAUUCCGCCCAAAAGUCUUUCUCCUCAGUUAUUUGGAAACACUGAAGAUGAUUACAGUGAACUAUUGUUGCAGCAAGGGAAAGUGGUUCACCUGAAGCCUGCAGCUAAGUUGGUGCCCGUGAGAUCCUCGGAUAAUCUAGUCCAUCUUGGAUCCCGGGAUAAAGUUGUCCCCUUGAAAACUUCCAAUAGAAUCGUUCACCUGAAGCCUCCAUAUAAGAUUAUCCACCUCAAAAGUUUAGAUGAAGUUGAAAAGACCGUAAAGAAGAAGAAUAAUAUUCAGAAAGAAGUUCAUCAAAGGAAUUCACAAAGGAGAAGCAUUCAAUGCACUCCCAAAAAACGUGGUCGAAAACCAAAGCAACCGGCUAAGAAACUGCAGUCAAGAAUUUCCACCGAUCAGCUAGGAAGCACACCAUCGCCAUCCAAGCUGCCUGCCAAAUAUCCCGCCCAUUUUGUUCAUCAACUUCCGCCCGCUGAGGAUUCCAGCUGUGCCACUCGAAGACGAUCCUUAUCUGCUCCAGCUAUGCAACUUAGCGAUCUAAGCCUCACACCCGAUGAGAUCCAAACUCCGGAGCGGCGCGGUGAAAUCGUAAACAAAUCGCCAUCGGAUCUCGACUCCGAUGUCUCCUUGAACUUCUCGCUGUCCGAUUCCAUUGGCGAGAUCUUCGGCACCAAGGACAUCAGCAGCAUUCUGACCAUGCAGCGGCCGCGUCAGUACAUUUUGCUGGAGGAGCAUCUGCCCACACUGGCCACCAUGUUGAACGUUGACUUGGAGCGACUGCGCUGCGUGCUGGAUAUCACUCAGGGCUUGAGCCACGAGCAAAUCCUGCGCUUUCCGAUAAAACAUGAAGAGGAUGAAUUGGAAGUACCUUAG
Molecule: messenger RNA, 996 nt
Organism: Drosophila melanogaster (fruit fly)
Lineage: Eukaryota; Metazoa; Arthropoda; Insecta; Diptera; Drosophilidae
Gene: mei-P22
Product: meiotic P22
Exons: 1
Coding region: 1-996 (331 amino acids)
Cellular component (GO): chromosome
Source: RefSeq, marked reviewed